GCGCAGAGCAAUCCAUAGAAGAAGAUAAUGGAAAUAGCCAUUAGAAACCAUUUCAUGGGUUUAAGCCCCAAGAUUCUUAACUACAAACCAAUGGAAAAUGUCUUUACUCCUAAUAUUUAUUACAGGAGAUCAUGCUUUUUCCCUGCAAUGAGAAUCAAUGCUCAAAAAUUUUGGGGGAGCAGGGAAGGCCAUAUAAAUCAUCAACCUAUUUGUGCUGUAUUAUCAGGUGUGGCGGAUGUUGGAGUUUCUUCUUCUCAAUUUGAGGACUUCUCAGUGACUAAUAAUGGUACUAAUGGGGGGGAACUAAAGAUAAAUGUAAAGGUAUCUGGAGCCAGAACUCGAGCAAUUUUUGAUGAUGUAUUUGACAAAAUGGUUGCAGAAGCCCAGCCAAUCCCAGGCUUUCGAAGAGUGAAAGGAGGUACUUACAAAUGAAUAACUUGUCUUAAUUGUUUACUAAAUUUAAUUGUCAUGAAAUGUUGCCAUUUUUGACAAUGGUCUUUCAUCAGAUCUUAACCAGUCUAGAUUAUGACCACUUAGCAUGGAAGAUCAAUUUAUUACCUUCGUAUUUGCUGCUUGCAGUUUGUUGAGUGGGCCUUUUUCACUGUUUUCCACACAUGCUUCCAUGCUAAUUUGAUCAUUGUACUUCUACGACAGACACCAUCUGGAAGGAAUCCAAUACCACCACUUAGCUGAAAUUUAGUAUUUAAGGACCUAAUUCUGACGACACUUAACAGAAUUGAUAACUGGGUUUUUGAUAAAUCACAAAAUUGUGAAUAUAAUGAGUAUGAAUAUUGUUUUCCUAUUUGCUUCAUAUUAUCUUUUCUAUUUCUCCUUGCCUGGCAAAUUGUUAACUUCUCUGUGAUCACGUUUCGGUUGAUCUAUCCAACAUCCUUUGGCCUGCCAGGUCAAACACCAAAUAUACCUAGAGAUAUUUUGUUGGAAGUCCUUGGACCUUCAAAUGUUUACAAACAAGUAAUCAUGAAAGUAAUCAACUCUACCAUAGCUGAAUAUGUUGAAAAGGGAGGGCUAGAAGUCAGCAGAGACAUAAGAGUUGAGCAAAGUUACGAAGAUCUCGAGGAGAUGUUUGAACCAGAUGAAAAACUUAGCUUUGAUGCAGUAUUGCAGCUUCAAUAAACAAAUUGAAGUGUGUCUUAUGUUUGGGCAAGUAUCUUAUUGUUGUGUAAAUUCAACUGAGUCUUGAAGAAAACCUAGUUAAUAGUGAUGCCCCUCACAGAAGAUGUGUCCAGACUCCUAGUUAAGCAACAACAGAUUUUUCUUCUUUAUUUUAUUAGAUAUAAAUAAAAAUUCAGGUAGAACUGUUGGAAAAUAAUUAGCAGUGGGCAAUAUCCCCAAGUUAGCUUCCUGAGCUUUGUUCUUUUUCAAUUUUGCCCUCAAACUUAUCUUUAG
Rubroshorea leprosula is the source of this 1407-nucleotide messenger RNA. Lineage: Eukaryota; Viridiplantae; Streptophyta; Magnoliopsida; Malvales; Dipterocarpaceae. The record is from the annotation of a GenBank genome assembly.